This is a messenger RNA of Kazachstania africana CBS 2517, 1683 nucleotides long. RefSeq names its product Bye1p (gene BYE1). The coding region runs from base 1 to 1683 and encodes 560 amino acids. Gene Ontology annotation, molecular function: RNA polymerase II transcription regulatory region sequence-specific DNA binding. The transcript has a single exon. The record is from RefSeq and is a predicted model, not a curated record. Gene Ontology annotation, cellular component: nucleus. Gene Ontology annotation, biological process: DNA-templated transcription. NCBI's taxonomy places the organism in Eukaryota, Fungi, Ascomycota, Saccharomycetes, Saccharomycetales, Saccharomycetaceae.
AUGCCUGUGAGAACUUCAAGUAGAACCAACAAAGGUCGAAGCAAGUAUCUUCAAGCUGAGCUAUCAGAGGAAGAAGAGGAAAAAGGGGACGCCCAUGGAAAUUCAUCAAAUAAGCAUCUGAAUGAUACAACAGAUAAUGUCCGAUGUCCUGUAUGCGGUACCAAUGAUGCUAACUACGACGCUGAAAAUGAUCCCUACGGUGAUAUGAUACAGUGUGAUGGUUGUGACGCAUGGCAGCAUAUAAAUUGUAUGACUGGUGGCAAGAAAGAUAUUAAAGCAUUUUUAGAUUUAGAUGGAAAAUACUUCUGUGAACAAUGUGACCCACAAAGAUACCCUGAGUUGAAACAUAGGCGUGAGCCUUUGAAGCGGAAAAUAGAAGUAGCUGGUGAUGAUAAAGAUGAAGAUUUUGUUGAUGAUCCUUCACAAGCACAUGAUGGGGACUUGUCAUUUGAAGAAAAUAGAACAAAGCGUACCGUGACCUUACCUUCUAAUGCUCCUCAAAAGAGAAGAAGAUCUUCACAAAAAGUGGAUGUGACGGAUCAACAUGACACAAAUCAUAGAGACGAUAAAAUAAGACAAAAUGCAUCAAAGAUGUUUACUGAUUUAUUCAAAAAGUAUAUUAUACCUGCAACCAUAACUUCUGGCGAUUUUCUUCUCCCCACUUCAUAUUCUGACGAUUCUUUUGCAAGUGAAAUGGCUUCAAAUUUGGAAAAUGAGUUAUACAAGGCCUGGUUCAACCCUGAAGAAAGUAAAUUAAGCAACUACUAUGCAGAGAAGGUAAGAAGUAUUUUUUCUAAUUUGAAGGAUCCAAAAAACUUAAACUUGCAGGCUCAUGUAGUAAAUAAAGAUAUACCAUUUGAAAAACUAGUGAGAAUGAGUGCUACAGAACUUGCUAACCCCGAUUUACAACAAUUUAAGGAAAAAGUUAAUACUGAAUCACUUAGUCAGUUAAUUAUAGAAAAACCAGAUAAACCAAAAUAUGUGAAGACUCAUAAAGGUGACGAACUGAUUGAGGAGUUUGACGGUAAUGAGAAUCAGGAAGAUGUGAUAUAUUCCAGGGAUAAUCUACAAUCACACAACACCGAAGAGUUGAGUCAAGAAAAGCAGAUGAGCACUGACAGUAGUGCAUCUAAUCCGAUUUCGGAGCGGACAAAUAUUUCUGAUCUCACUCCACAAACAAAGGCUACCAUUGAUGAAUCGAGUUCCCUAAUUAAUGUAUCUAUUUCUUACACGGAAGCUUCAAUAUCCUUCUCUGGAUUUUUAAAGUAUCUGAGCACUACUAUGGCCAUAGAUGAUUCAAUCAUAAGGGAGGCCUUUGCAGAUGGAAGAUUGAUUAUUGAAGGGAGUUUGACUGCGUCAAAGGGUUACGAAUAUUUGAAACAAGUUCAAUCAAGCCGUGCUGUAUUGGCUUAUCGACUUCUUCCUUCUACUGUAGAGGGAAGAACGCCAGAAUUUGACUUUCUGGUUGAUUCUCUAUAUGAUGGCGACCGCAUCAUGGGUGUUAAAUUAAAGCAAAGGUACGAAAAGAACAUUUAUUUCCUGUCGGGAAAGUCGAAUGAAUUACCAUCUAUAAUAUCAGAUUUGUUUGGUGAUAAAAUAUCAGUAGCAUCAAACAUUGGAGGAUCCGAUGACAAACAAAUAUACGUCUUAGUUGUUGUUAAACCUGAGCUCAUCUUACAUUAA